UAUAUAGAGAUGCUUUCAUGUACAAGAGAUUAAUUCAACUUUGAAAUCUUCCCACUCCAAAUGCUCAACUUGUCUUAUUAUAUAUCUCAAACCAAAUCUACAAUAAUAAGGACAAAUUGCACUAUAGCAACCUUUUCUAUCAUCACAAUUCUUCUUCUUUUAACAACAAAAACUCAAGAAAAAAUGGAUGUUUUCUACUCCAUGUUGACUUUCAUAGCCUUCACUUUUCUAGCUCUUUUCCUAUUCAUAUGCUUCAUCCUGAUGACAAUCUUCAAAGGAAAAUCCAUAGGGGACCCUAAAUAUGCACCUAUUAAAGGCACUGUGUUCAACCAAAUUUUCUACUACAAGAAACUCCAUGAUUACCAUACUCAAUUGGCCAAAACUCAUCCAACUAUGAGGCUUCUUGCUCCAUAUUUAAGUGAGUUGUAUACCAUAGAUGUGAGAAAUAUAGAACAUGUAUUGAAAACCAACUUCGAUAAAUAUUCUAAAGGUAAGCAUAAUCAAGAUGUUGUGACUGAUCUUUUGGGUGAGGGGAUUUUUGUUGUUGAUGGUGAAAAAUGGAAGCAGCAAAGAAAAGUUGCUAGCUAUGAAUUCUCCACAAGAGUUCUUAGAGAUUUUAGUUGUUAUGUUUUUAGAAAGAACGCUGCAAAAUUAGUUAAAUUUAUAUCGAAAUUUUCUCAUGAGGGUCUUCAUUUUGAUAUGCAAGACUUACAAAUGAGAUGUGCUUUGGACUCGAUAUUCAAAGUUGGGUUUGGAACAGAAUUGAAUUGCUUAGAGGGAUCAAGCAAAGAGGGAAUUGAAUUCAUGAAAGCCUUAGAUGAAGCAAACGCUAUAAUUUACUGGCGCUUCGUUGAUCCUUUCUGGAGCCUUAAGAGGUUUCUAAACAUUGGUGGUGAAGCGAAGCUUAAGCGCAAUGUGAAAUUGAUAGAUGAAUUUGUGAAUGGAGUCAUAAAGACUAAAAAGGAACAAUUGACACUUCAGAAAGAUUCUAAUGUUAAAGAAGACAUACUAUCAAGGUUUUUGAUGGAGAGCAAGAAAGGCGAAACAAAUAUAUAUUAUUGAAGUUUCACAAGGUUUAAGUUUCCGAGCUGUUAGAUGUAUAAUUGUGUUUGAAUACUAUCAUCCUUGAGUUAGUUUUUGAGACGUAGUAUUUAAAUACAAGGUGUAUUUUGUAAAUCUGAAGCAUGAAUAAUGGAAAAGUACUAUUGUCGCUA
Messenger RNA from Vicia villosa (hairy vetch), 1214 nucleotides. RefSeq names its product cytochrome P450 704C1-like. The coding region runs from base 61 to 1062 and encodes 333 amino acids. The transcript has 3 exons. Gene Ontology annotation, molecular function: oxidoreductase activity, acting on paired donors, with incorporation or reduction of molecular oxygen; monooxygenase activity; heme binding. NCBI's taxonomy places the organism in Eukaryota, Viridiplantae, Streptophyta, Magnoliopsida, Fabales, Fabaceae. The record is from RefSeq and is a predicted model, not a curated record.